CCCUGGGGACCCCCCCUUCCUGCAGGUGCCCAGCCACCUCCCGCCAUGUCGGCCCCGGAAGCCUUCCCGCUGCACCUCCUGGUCUGGAACAACGACUACCGGCAGCUGGAGAAAGAGCUGCAGGGCCAGAACGUGGAGGCGCUGGACCCCCGAGGCCGUACGCUGCUGCAUCUGGCCGUGUCGCUGGGGCACCUGGAGUCGGCGCGUGUCCUGCUCCGGCAUAACGCGGAUGUGACGAGAGAGAACCGCGAGGGCUGGACAGUUUUACACGAGGCCGUGAGCACCGGCGACCCCGAGAUGGUGCACACAGUACUGCAACACCGAGACUACCACAACACGUCCAUGGCCCUGGAGGGCGUUCCCGAGCUGCUGCACCGGAUUCUGGAGGCCCCAGAUUUCUAUGUGCAGAUGAAGUGGGAGUUCACCAGCUGGGUGCCCCUGGUCUCCAGAAUAUGUCCCAACGAUGUCUGCCGCAUCUGGAAGAGCGGCGCCAAGCUACGCGUCGACAUCACCCUGCUGGGGUUCGAGAACAUGAGCUGGAUCAGAGGGCGACGCAGCUUCAUAUUCAAGGGGGAAGACAACUGGGCGGAGCUGAUGGAGGUCAACCAUGACGACAGAGUGGUCACCACGGAGCACUUCGACCUCUCGCAGGAGAUGGAGCGCCUGUCUCUGGACAUGAUGAAGCCCAGGAGCAGGGAGGUGGAGAGGCGACUCACCAGCCCCGUCAUCAACACCAACCUCGACACCAAGAACAUCGCCUUCGAAAGAACCAAAUCCGGAUUCUGGGGCUGGAGAACAGAUAAAGCGGAAGUUGUUAAUGGUUACGAAGCAAAGGUUUACACGGUGAAUAACGUGAACGUGGUCACCAGAAUCCGCACCGAGCACCUGACUGAGGAGGAGAAGAAGAGAUACAAAGCGGACAGGAACCCGCUGGAGUCUCUGCUGGGAACGGUGGAGCACCAGUUUGGCGCCCAAGGGGACCUCACCACAGAAUGCGCCACCGCCAACAACCCUACAGCCAUCACCCCUCACGAGUACUUUGAUGAAGAGUUUGACCUCAAAGACAGGGACAUCGGAAGGCCCAAAGAGCUGACCAUCCGGACACAGAAGUUCAAGGCCACCCUGUGGAUGUGCGAGGAGUUCCCGCUGUCGCUGGUGGAGCAGGUCAUCCCCAUCAUCGACCUGAUGGCCCGGACCAGUGCCCACUUUGCCAGGCUGAGGGAUUUCAUCAAACUGGACUUCCCACCAGGGUUCCCUGUCAAGAUAGAGAUCCCCCUGUUCCAUGUCUUGAACGCGCGGAUCACCUUUGGGAACGUCAACGGCUGCAGCACUGCUGAAGAAGCGCCUCCAAACGCGGAGGCCCAGACGGACGCAGCCUCCCAGGUGACCAACUUCGAGGUGGAUCAGUCCGUGUUUGAAAUCCCAGAGUCGUAUCACGUGCAGGACAACGGCAGGAACAUGCACCUGCAGGACGAGGACUAUGAGAUCAUGCAGUUCGCCAUCCAGCAGAGCUUGCUGGAGUCCAGCCGCAGCCAGGAACUGUCCGGACCAGCCUCUAACGGAGGGAUCAGCCAGAUGCGGGCCUAUGACGACCAGUACAAGAGGGCCAUCCAGGAGAGCCUGCUGAGCAGCUCGGAGAGCCUGUGCCCCAGCGUCUCCGGUGAGACGAGCAGCUUCGACAGCGACCUGCAGCUGGCCAUGGAGCUCUCGGCCAAGGAGCUGGAGGAGCGGGAGCUGCGGCUGCGGGAGGAGGAGGCCGAGCUCCAGCAGGUGCUGCAGCUGUCUCUCACCGACAAGUAGACCUGCCCACCGCGGGGCCGGGGCCGGCGGGUCCCACCUCCGGGCUAAAGGGAGGAGAGCGUCGCCACUUUCCAUGAGCUGUGUCGGCUUGCAGGUCACAUUCUACCAGCUUUAGGCGAGCCCCCGAUGCCCGCAGGUUUCCAGGCCUGUUUUUAUCGAGGGGUGGUUGUCACCAAGCAAGCUAUGCUGAGUCAGGGUGCUUGCCUAGCUGCGAGCCGCAGCCUUCGCCUUCGCGGAGUGUGGCUGGGGAGCCCAGAUACUUCCUCACAGUUCACCAAAGAAACGGAUAACCUGUGCCGGUCUUUGUCCUCCAGCAUCUCUAGACCACCCCCCCCCCCACCGCCACUGGCCCUCCUCAUCCUCGUCCACUUCCUCCCUUCCACCUCAGCUGAGGCAGGAAGGAGGUGCGUACAGGAUCUCACUAUUAGGUUGGUUGACGACUCCAUCAAGAAGCUACACAGAUGUUGCCUUAGCCUUAAAGCUUACAGAUGGCUGCAGGCCACCUCACUCCACUUCCGGGGGGAUCUGAUUUGAAUUGGUAAAGGCAGUUUCCUUUGAGUGCAGGCUCCUGUGGGCCACAGCCAAGGCAGCUAACCUCGGCCCUCAAGGGCCUGUGAGAGCCUGAGGCUGCUUCCUGAAGCGGGAACUCUGGCAGGCAAAAACAUCACGACAGCCAGACCCAGGUGUGCGGCCUUCUGUGAGCGGCCCAGGCAGCCCUGCUCCAGGCCCAGGACUCGUGGGCGCGGGACAGUAAGAGAACCAGGAGGCGGCCUCGGCGGCUCUGUGUUCAAAAGGAUUUCACAUUGCUUUUUAGAGUUCAAAUCAACAUCUUUUGUGGAUGAAUAUAUUUUUGAACGGAAUCUUUUUAUUAUUUUUAAAAGAGAUUUAAACAAUAAAAAGCCAAAACCCCGACUAUUCCCCGUCAGUAGCAAUACAAGGUUAUAUACGUUUUAACCAGGUUUUCUCAGGCCUUUCUUGGAUACCUUUAAUAGUUGACCAUUUUGCCUACGGCUCUGUAAAUCCCGUCACGGCACACACAACCCUGGGACCUGCAGCAAGGACCCGUCCCGUCCCCACCCUGACACACUAGCCGCCUCUGCUGCGUCUGUCCCCUGCCCGCCGGCUUGGGAGACAGGGACCGUCCCAGCUGCCGUCUGGAUCGCGCGCUUCGGUGGCCGGCAGCCCACUCCUAGAGGGGAAGAAUCCUGCUUCUGACUCCUCGCCACCAUCUGCUUUUUCUGUCCUGGUCUGACCAAAAUCUGUUCCCUGCGCACGAGGCCAGUUCGCGACGCCUUCUACCUGGGCGAGGAGCCGACUUGCUGAGGUGGAUCGUGGGUAACUCGUGUGCCUGUAUCCCAUGGCUCACUCCCAAGUCCUUGACUUUCUGGAUGGAAGUCAGUUAAAAAAGGAGCUGAGCCCCUCACUGACCUGCCGCGGGCCUUUUCACCUUUGUGUUCUCUCUUCAAAUGCAAAUAAAGAUUGCUUCCUUCGCAGGUGCUCUCACA
Erinaceus europaeus (western European hedgehog) is the source of this 3305-nucleotide messenger RNA. It is a transcript of the gene ANKRD13A, whose product is annotated as ankyrin repeat domain 13A. The transcript has 15 exons. Bases 46 to 1800 code for a protein of 584 amino acids. Gene Ontology annotation, cellular component: cytoplasm. The record is from RefSeq and is a predicted model, not a curated record. Gene Ontology annotation, molecular function: protein binding. NCBI's taxonomy places the organism in Eukaryota, Metazoa, Chordata, Mammalia, Eulipotyphla, Erinaceidae.